UCAUUCUCCAUUUUACGAUCCAUGUCACGCAGAAUGACAGUAUUUACUGACCUUCAGCAUGAAGCUCCUUCCGUUUCUGGGAAUAUUGAGUUCGGCGAAUUUUAUCCAUCCCAACGAGUACUGCCACAUCUGCAAAAUGCACACUAUGUGCAAGUACAAGGAGAACACAAUACCAGAGAACUGCACUGAUUACAGGAAGAUCGAACUAACUAGUGAAAAUAAAACGGACAUUGUAGAGAUACAUAACAACCUGAGAAAUUUCGUGGCAUCUGGUGGUUACGUCAACGAAACGGACAUUCAUUUUCCUGAAGCUGCUGCGAUGAUCUACCUGAAAUGGAGCGAUGAAUUGGCGGACAUAGCUCAAAGAUGGGCCGACCAAUGCCGCGUAGACGAAAAUCAAGACGAAUGCAGAGAUACAGAAGAAUUUUCGAUUGGUCAAAACGUGGUAAUAAUGGAAUAUCCAUCGAACAGUUCCCUACCUUCCCUUCCUGACAUCUUCAUGACAAAGUGGGGCAACAGUUUCCGCUAUUUCAGUUCAAAGGACAUAUUGGAGUUCAAGAGCAACAACGCGGACAAAAUCGGCCAAUACUCCCAACUCAUCUGGGACACUACAGAAUACAUCGGCUGUGGACUGAUAACUUUCAAAAAUCACUAUGUGGAGGAGAAGGGCAAGGUUCAUACGGUGAGGAUGGUUUGCAACUAUGGUCCUGCUGGAAACAUAGACAACACGCCCAUCUACAAAAUCGGCCAGCCGUGUUCUCUAUGCAGCUCUAAGAAGUGCCAUAAGAAAUACAGAGCGCUUUGUAUUUCCGAUUGGAAGUCCCGGUUGUCCCUGGAGAAGAGUAGACUUAACGAGGAUAUUAAGCAGAUAAUGAUGGAGAAGUACAAUAUUUUUCGGAAUGGUGAUGACUGCUUCUGUGAGACUAGAUAUGAAACCGAUCGUGGAUCUCCUGAUGUUUCGUUCUUUCGUACAUCUUUGGUCUAUGUUACAACGAUUUGGCUCGUUUUGUUCAGAUGAAUUUUGUAUAUUCCUCUUGGGAACUUUGAUUCUUUUGUAUUGAACGAUUAUAUUGUUGUAGUUAUAAGA
This is a messenger RNA of Harmonia axyridis, 1087 nucleotides long. Its product is annotated as venom allergen 5-like. The transcript is spliced from 2 exons. NCBI's taxonomy places the organism in Eukaryota, Metazoa, Arthropoda, Insecta, Coleoptera, Coccinellidae. Bases 59 to 1018 code for a protein of 319 amino acids. The record is from RefSeq and is a predicted model, not a curated record.